CCAAAUACAUCGAAGAGAUCGUCCAAAUACAUCGAAGAGAUCGUCCAAAUACAUCGAAGAGAUCCUCCAAAUACAUCGAAGAGAUCCUCCAAAUACAUCGAAGAGAUCCUCCAAAUACAUCGAAGAGAUCGACCAAAUACAUCGAAGAGAUCGUCCAAAUACAUCAAAGAGAUCGUCCAAAUACAUCGAAGAGAUCCCCCAAAUACAUCGAAGAGAUCCCCCAAAUACAUCGAAGAGAUCCUCCAAAUACAUCGAAGAGAUCCUCCAAAUACAUCGAAGAGAUCGUCCAAAUACAUCGAAGAGAUCCCCCAAAUACAUCGAAGAGAUCCUCCAAAUACAUCGAAGAGAUCGUCCAAAUACAUCGAAGAGAUCGACCAAAUACAUCGAAGAGAUCCCCCAAAUACAUCGAAGAGAUCAUCCGAAUACAUCGAAGAGAUCGUCCAAAUACAUCGAAGAGAACCUCCAAAUACAUCG
Molecule: messenger RNA, 474 nt
Organism: Staurois parvus
Lineage: Eukaryota; Metazoa; Chordata; Amphibia; Anura; Ranidae
Source: the annotation of a GenBank genome assembly